This is a messenger RNA of Clonostachys rhizophaga, 1545 nucleotides long. Lineage: Eukaryota; Fungi; Ascomycota; Sordariomycetes; Hypocreales; Bionectriaceae. The record is from the annotation of a GenBank genome assembly.
AUGUGGAGACAAGAUCGAGUGUGCGACGUGCUAAAAGUGAUCAGCAGGAAGGACAUCAUCGACGCGUUUCAGAACCUCAAAUACGAAGAUGACGUCCUCAUGGGCAUUUUUGGUAUCAUCUCGCUGGGCAUCUGGUUUACGAUGAGCCCAUUUAUCCUCGCCAUCAUCCACCUCGGUAUCCUCGAAUAUGAGAUCGAGAGGUGGUGCACAAACUGCAAGAGAAAGCGCGAGAGGAUCCGUCGCGACCGUACCUUGGAAUUGAUGUGCAUUGAUCCAGAGAGCCGGAAGAAGAAAGAGAAACAGCAGAGUCGCAAUCGGUUGCUGAGACGGUGGUUUGGAAUCCAUCCCCAGCCCGACCGAGCGAUCCGGAGCCCCAGUCGUGGCCCCUGUCUUUUCUUUACGAGGCUGCCACCGGAGAUCAGACGCCAGAUCUUGGUUCAUGCAUUUGGCUCGCGCACUGUGCAUCUGGAUCUCAGCUUCAGACACCCGUUUCGUGUCAUUAGCCAUGACAAGUGCCGUUUACUGGGCCAGAGCCCCGAAGCCCACCUCCAUGCUGGGAUCCACAGCCGCUUUGGUUUAUUCACCCCCAACAUUGUGCUUUAUGAUGAAUCAGAGAAGAAGAAAUGGCGGUGGUUCAGCUGCGUUUGCCAUCGAGCGCGGCCUGACGACCCAAUGCUGAGCUAUGGAAGGCGAGGCUAUGUGAACCGGGGAGACUCAAAAGACGUCCACGAAGAUAAAUGUCUUUCUGCGGAGGGAAGCUGCACUUAUUGGCCUGGCGAGAUUCCUGAAAAGUGUUUCGUUGGCGCGACAGGCUGGCUGUUGGCUUGCAAACAAGCUUAUGAUGAGGGCAUUGGGGUUCUCUACCAAACCAACACCAUCCAGAUCUCCUCUCCGGUACUUCUACAAGGAGCCCACGAUAUCCUCUCACCCUUCAAGUUGUCUAUGAUUAGGUCCCUCGAACUCUCGUUGGACGGGUACAACGUGCGCCUAGCUCAGGUACUCAUGGGCGUGUCACCGAAUCGCCCGACCAGCUCGUCGGGUGCAUCUGCCUCUCGUGAGGCAUCCAACCCGUUAUUUCCAUCGCUAGCAUUUCUUCGACUGUUCCUGAAGAGCGACCAAAGAUUUUUGGAUGAUGACUUAAACAAUAGCCUAAAGCAGCUUGGAUACGGCCGCAAGAAUACUGAGGAACGCCUUCUCACGUUUACCCUGCCAAGCAUUGACGACCUUGUGAAUAGGAUUGUUUCGCCCAAGACUGAUGUUACGAUUACCUUUCGAGACUGGAUAUUUUACUCUUUAAUGGAUCUGAAAUCAGUAGAGAUGCAGGGCUUGGACGUGACUAGAUUACAACGAGCGGACAUUGGAGGCCUGAAGUUUUGGAGAAAGAUCCCAUAUUCUGGCCUCGAACAACAGACGAGUGAUGUUAAUGUAUUAUCAAAAAAUAAACCGAGAGAAGGCUAUUGGGUUCACAUAUCCCAAAUGCCUAAGACACACGGCGGCAUAGAUGAACAUGACGAGGAGCGCCGCAAACUUUAUGGUCUUGAUUGA